CCGCCAGACACAACCACCAACGCACAUAUACACGCUCACAAGACAAACAUUGCACUCAAGAAACCACUUUGAGUACCUCGGUGUCUCUCUAUAUAGACUUUUUCUUCUUCAGUUUAGUUCAUUUGACACACCAUCCUUUCAUCCUCCUAUCCCAAUAUCAUGAUGGCUAGCAACGAGCCGCAACCAGAUACCACAGCCAACAGCAAGCCUGAAAAUCCUUCAGAUGAUGCUCGCGCCGAUGUCACGGCUGCUGUUGAGGAGCUCCUAAACUCCUUGUCUAACAAAUUUGCUGGUGUCUCGUCAGAAAUCUUUGCGAAAAUGGAUGAGAUGUCUCGGAGGCUGGAUAAUCUCGAAGCAGCUCUUCAGGAGAGCAAGGCCAAAGAUGGAGGAUCAACCAAGUCCUCGUAAGAUUUGAGUUCAAAUAAGGGGUGUAGGGUGUCUAGGCUUUCUCUCAGAUGUUUCGAUUCAUCACAUGCAAAUAGA
Molecule: messenger RNA, 483 nt
Organism: Fusarium oxysporum Fo47
Lineage: Eukaryota; Fungi; Ascomycota; Sordariomycetes; Hypocreales; Nectriaceae
Product: heat shock factor binding protein 1-domain-containing protein
Exons: 3
Coding region: 160-408 (82 amino acids)
Biological process (GO): cellular heat acclimation
Cellular component (GO): cytosol; nucleus
Molecular function (GO): transcription corepressor activity
Source: RefSeq, a predicted model, not a curated record